AUGGCCCCUGGAAUUACUACAGAAGAAUCUACAGUUGCAAUCAUGCCCCCAAAGAAUGAUGGACAUCCUAUCUUGUAUAGUAAUGUCAAUCAGGAAGAGCUUCAAGCCAAAACAUCGAAAUAUCUUCUCAACUAUGGCACCAAGUUCAACAAAGACGUUAUCUGUGGCAGCCGAGGGCUCUACGUGUACACAGCUUCCGGACACAAAGUGCUGGACUUCACGUCCGGACAAAUGUCCUGCCUCCUCGGCCACGGGCACCCAGAGAUCGUGCAGACAAUCACAGGCCACGCAGCCUCCCUAGACCACCUCUUUUCAGGCAUGGUGUCACCCCCCGUGAUCAGCCUAGGCGAACGUCUGUGCAAUCUUCUACCAGCCGGUCUCGACAAAGCCUUCUUCCUCUCCACCGGCGGCGAGAGCAACGAAGCAGCCAUAAAGAUGGCCAAGGUCUACACUGGGAAAUUCGAAAUCGUCGGACUGGGCGGUAGCUGGCACGGCGUGACCGCGCAAGCCCUUGGCGCACAAUACCAUUUCGGUCGCAAAGGCCAAGGACCCCUGAUGCCAGGGAUGCUGAUGCUCCCCUCGCCGAACGCAUACCGCUCCAUCUUCCGCCGCCCUGACGGGUCCUACGACUGGGAAGCAGAAAUGGAAUACGGCUGGCGCAUGAUCGAUAUGCAAUCGUGUGGAUCGCUCGCAGCUUGCAUUGUGGAAUGUAUCCAGUCAUCGGCUGGUAUGCACGUGCUACCGCCUGGCUACCUCGCGGCACUCAAACUGCAAUGCGAAAAACGCGGGAUGCUCUUGAUCGUCGACGAAGCACAGACGGGCGUCGGCCGGUGUGGAGAUCUAAUGGCUAUCAACCACGAAAAUGUCGUUCCUGAUAUCCUCACCCUCAGCAAGACGCUAGGCAAUGGCUUGCCGCUUAGUGCUGUCGUUACUAGCGCUGAGAUCGAGCGCGCGUGCAUCGAGCGAGAUUUCUGCUUCUAUACGACUCAUGUUAAUGAUCCACUGCCUGCUGCUGUGGGUGAUAAAGUGCUUGAGAUUGUGGUGCGUGAUGGGCUAGUUGAACACUCGCGUGCUCUGGGUAAGGUGCUUCAUGAGCGAUUGAAUGCCCUGAAGGAAAAGUAUGGUUGUAUCGGGGAUGUCCGUGGACGCGGACUUAUGGCAGGGGUUGAGAUUGUUGAGUGUCGCGCGACCAAAACCCCUGCGCUAGCGUUAGGUAAGGCGAUCGGGGAUCGGGCAUAUGAUUUAGGCUUGUGGGCCAAUCUCAGCAGCCAUCCGAGUUUUGGGGGGGCUUUUCGUAUAGCCCCACCUAUCACGAUUACCGAGGACCAGCUGCUUUGUGGCUUGGAAAUAUUGGAAGAGGCGUUUGCAACGACCCCUGGUACUCUGCCUUUGUGA
This is a messenger RNA of Penicillium griseofulvum, 1395 nucleotides long. Its product is annotated as aspartate aminotransferase family protein. The transcript has a single exon. Gene Ontology annotation, cellular component: mitochondrion. Gene Ontology annotation, molecular function: transaminase activity; pyridoxal phosphate binding. The record is from RefSeq and is a predicted model, not a curated record. The coding region runs from base 1 to 1395 and encodes 464 amino acids. NCBI's taxonomy places the organism in Eukaryota, Fungi, Ascomycota, Eurotiomycetes, Eurotiales, Aspergillaceae.